AUGUUUGAAUCGUCAGAUAUUAAGCCGACAUACAAACUAUUUCUUCGAUAUUGCGCACCAAUGGUAUCGAAAGAUGACUGUUUGUACAAUGCAAAAUUAGCGGAGCAAGCUGGACGAUUUGACGAUAUGGUUAUAUUUAUGGACUCUAUCUUACGGAUGAAUGUUGAGCUAAAAGCUGAGGAGAGAAAUUUACUUUCAACAGCAUAUAAAAAUGCUCUUCUUCCAAGGCGCCGAGCCUGGGACGAAAUAACUGUUGCUGUGCAAAAUGCCGAGAAAAGUGGCUCUUCUGAAUAUCAAUAUUUCUUAAAAUAUCGCGAAACCAUUGAAGCCGAAAUACGCCUAAUGGUGCGUAAAUUACUAGCGUACAUUGAUUCCUGUUUAUUAAAGGUUGAACAGGAACCUGAUGUAAAAGCUUUUUAUUAUAAACUCAAUGGCGAUUGCUAUAGAUAUCUUGCUGAAUUCGAAACUGGUAAUGACAGAAGCGAUUGUGCUGAGCAUAGCUUAAAUGCUUACAAGAACGCUUUUGAGAUAGCGUCGGGAAACUUAGCCCCUACGAACCCUUUGAGGCUUGGGAUUGCACUAAAUUUCGCUGCUUUUUACUUUGAUAUUGUUCACGCCGUUGAUAAGGCUUAUAAACUCUUGCAAGCUGCAUAUGACGAUGCCAUUGCAGAAAUUGACAAUCUAUCAGAAGAACCAUAUAAAGAAUCAGCAAUCGUUAUGAAACUUUUGAAAGAAAAUAUGCGACUAUGGCUGCCUUAUAUGCAAUCCGAAGAAUGUGGGUGCCGUGGCAGACCAAGAUCUUAA
Molecule: messenger RNA, 804 nt
Organism: Echinococcus granulosus
Lineage: Eukaryota; Metazoa; Platyhelminthes; Cestoda; Cyclophyllidea; Taeniidae
Product: 14-3-3 protein epsilon
Exons: 3
Coding region: 1-804 (267 amino acids)
Biological process (GO): signal transduction
Cellular component (GO): cytoplasm
Source: RefSeq, a predicted model, not a curated record